CGUCAUCACGCUGGGAGUAUUACCCAGCGGUGGGGCAGCUGGAGAGCCACGUUGGCUGCCUGGGGCAUGUUAGCGAGGCAGCAGAGAUAGAGAGAGAGCACGGGUGCAGAUCCGGGGAAAGGAACACCUUGACUUCCAAAAGGGGGCUUAUUGUCUUCAUUCCAGUAAACCAAACAUGUCCUCGCCUCCAAAAGAGAAAGUCGAAACCAAAGCUGGACAUCUUCCUGCUGUGAAGGCAGGUGGGAUGCGAAUUGUCCGGAAACACCAGGGAUCUGGAGAGUCGGCACAGGACAGGGACAAGGACAGCAAAGAGUAUGAGAGCAGCAGUCCACCGAAGCCAACCCUGAUCAUCUCAGGAGCAGUGGCAAAGGGUGACAAGGACUUUCCUCCUGCGGCUGCCCAGGUGGCCCAUCAGAAGCCCCAGCCGUCUGUGGAGAAGCUCCCCCCGAGUCAUCACAUCAACCAGCACAUCCACCAGCCACGCAAGUGAGCUGUCCGCCAGCGCCACGCCCCCAGCC
Lepisosteus oculatus (spotted gar) is the source of this 518-nucleotide messenger RNA. It is a transcript of the gene dap, whose product is annotated as death-associated protein. NCBI's taxonomy places the organism in Eukaryota, Metazoa, Chordata, Actinopteri, Semionotiformes, Lepisosteidae. Gene Ontology annotation, molecular function: death domain binding. Gene Ontology annotation, biological process: negative regulation of autophagy; cellular response to amino acid starvation; apoptotic signaling pathway. The record is from RefSeq and is a predicted model, not a curated record.